UCAAAGCUAGCAAAGUCGGGCGGCCAUCAAAUGAACUCAACCGCCUAAAACGUCUGUAUUUCCCACGAAAUAUUUCCCAGUAUUUGUCGACGUUGUAUGCGAGGUUCAUGUGAGAGAUGGGACGAGAGAAGGACGCUAAAGGAGAGGAGAAGGCCAAGCAUAAGGCAAGGAAGCUGAAAAAGCUAAGCGAUAACGAAAGCGCUGGUGCCGGGGGAGAUACGAUGAACAGUACAAGGUCAACUAAAUCCACAGAGAAAACUUAUAAUGGAAAAUCGCACAAGAAGGUCAAGACACCAGACACUGAAACCCUGGAAUCACCCAGCAGUCCCAGAAAGUCAGUCAAACAUGAGCCAGAGGAUGACGACUUCACUGUGAAGAAGAAAGGGCUGAAACGGAAAAGAAUUAAGGAUGAGACCAUUGAGGGGCCUUCACACUCUCCUGCCACACCUAUAUCAGAGAGGAAAAAUAAGCGACACAAGCAAGAAGGAGAAAAUGAUGUAGUAGCUCAGAAAGACAAGUCAAAGAAGAGAACAGAAAAGACGGUAAAGAAAGAGGAAGGAGAGCAUCCAGUCUCCAAAAAACCUAAGAGGACAAAGGAGGAGAUUGACGAGGCAAGACAGCUGAAGAUCAAAAAGAAGGAGGAGGAGGAGCAGAGUCGCUGGAGAUGGUGGGAGGAAGAGAAGUAUGAAGAUGGGGUGAAAUGGAAGUUCCUGGAACACAAUGGGCCCUACUUCCCUCCUGAGUACCAGCCUCUUCCAGACGACGUUAACUUCUACUAUGAUGGUAAGAAGGUGAAGCUGAGCCUGGUAGCUGAGGAGGCGGCAUUGUUCUUUGCCCAGAUGUUAGACCACGAGUACACCACCAAGAAGGUGUUUAGGGAGAACUACUUUGAAGAUUGGAGGAAGGAAAUGACCCAUGAGGAGAGGUCACUGAUAAAAAAUCUUGACAAAUGUGACUUUGGAGAGAUCCAUGCCAUGCAUAAAGCCAAGGUGGAGGCCAGGAAAAACAUGACCAAGGAGGAAAAACUGGCUGUGAAAGAGGCCAACCAGAAGAUAGUGGAUGAGUAUGGCUACUGUCUGCUUGACCACCACAAAGAGCGCAUCGGCAACUUUAAGAUUGAGCCUCCAGGGCUGUUCCGAGGUAGAGGAGAGCAUCCUAAACAAGGCAUGCUGAAGAAAAGAAUCCAACCAGAAGACGUCAUCAUCAACUGCAGCAAAGAAUCCCACAUCCCAGUGCCGCCUGCUGGUCACCACUGGAAGGAGGUGCGACAUGACAACACUGUGACAUGGCUUGUCAGCUGGACUGAGAACAUCCAGGGCUCCAUUAAAUACAUCAUGCUCAAUGCCAACUCAAAACUCAAGGGAGAGAAGGACUGGGAGAAAUACGAGGUUGCUCGGAAACUGAAGUCAUGCGUGGACGACAUCCGUAACCAGUACACACAGGAUCUCAAAUCCAGACAGAUGGACACGCGACAACGAGCUGUGGCCCUCUACUUCAUAGACAAGCUGGCACUGAGAGCUGGUCAUGAGAAGGAGGAGGGAGAGACGGCAGACACAGUUGGUUGCUGCUCACUACGCGUGGAGCACAUCACCCUUCAUGAGAGGCUGGAAGGCAACGAGUGUGUGGUGGAAUUCGACUUCCUGGGUAAAGACUCCAUUCGCUACUACAACAAGGUCCCUGUCAUCAAGAAGGUAAAGGGACAAAAGGCCAACAAAAGCACUUUCACACACGUUCAUUCCUACUUUCAUACAGCAAAACUGAACAAGCACCUGAGUUCUCUAAUGACCGGUCUGACUGCGAAGGUCUUCAGGACGUACAAUGCUUCGAUCACCUUACAGCAGCAGCUCAAAGAGCUCACAAACAAGUCCGACAAUGUGGCUGAGAAGCUGCUGUCUUACAACAGGGCUAACAGAGCAGUUGCCAUUCUGUGUAACCACCAGCGGGCGCCGCCAAAGACCUUUGAUCAGUCCAUGGCUAACCUUCAGGCCAAGAUUGAUGCUCAAAAGGAAAAGCUGUCCCAAACAAAGAUGGAGCUGAAACAGGCCAAGAAGGAGGCCAAGACCAAAGGCAGUUCAGACUCCAAGCUGCAGACGCUGGUGGAGCGAAAGAAGGCAGCAGUGAAGCGCUGUGAGGAGCAGCUGCUGAAGAUGGAAGUCCAGGCGACUGACAGAGAAGAAAACAAACAGAUUGCACUGGGUACCUCAAAGCUCAACUACUUGGACCCACGCAUUAGCGUGGCUUGGUGUAAGAACAUGGAGGUACCUGUAGAAAAAAUCUACAAUAAGAGCCAAAGGGACAAGUUCGCCUGGGCCAUCGACAUGACAGAGGCAGACUUUGAGUUCUAAUUUUAAACUCCAGUCUCAUAAGCUGAUCAAUUAAGGAACCAUUCACUUUAUAAUACACACAGAACUUUAAUAGAACAGUCAUAAUAUGUUCUUGGACUACGGAUGUUGUACCUCAUAUAAUGUGUGACACAUAUUGUUUACUGCAGUUCUUUUCUGUUUUAUGCUUUUGGCACUUUCUUUUGUGGGUUGUUUUGUUUAUAAAUGUUGUGUUUUCACUAAUUUGAAUAAAGGUUCCUCUCAUGCAGUGAA
This is a messenger RNA of Plectropomus leopardus (leopard coralgrouper), 2594 nucleotides long. The record is from RefSeq and is a predicted model, not a curated record. Lineage: Eukaryota; Metazoa; Chordata; Actinopteri; Perciformes; Serranidae.